CAUUCCGGGAAUCAACCUUUCAAAAGUCAUUUCAACUGUUUGUCCUAAUCUUCUUACACUUUGAGAUUACCAUUCCAACUGAUCAAUCGAAAUUAUCAUGUGGCGAACCAUCCAUGUUUGGUGGUCUUGUGUUCUUGGUCCAUCUCUCUAUAGUGUUCCACUAAUUGCAACAUUUCAAUCGAUGGAAUAUAAUCCCAAUUUUUUGGAAUCGGCAUCUAACUGUGCUAUAAAAAUGCUUCAAAUAACGGCAGGAGUGAUUAAAUGGACUGCUCUUUUUUGGAGUCCCUGGGCAUUUAGAAAUCUGAAAUUAUAUGAUAAUUUUUUCGAAUUCUCUAGAUUAGUUGCUGUUACACUUACUAUAUAUUUUUUGGCCCUUUUACUUAGAGGAACUGGAAGGUUUUGUAAUCAUACUUAUCAGGAGUUUAUGGCUUUAUUUUUGGAAUCUAAGGAGACGAUCAAUGAGGAGACGGUGAAUAAACUAAUGCUCUACACUUUUAGUUCUCCGUGGCCUGUUCAUUUUGAUGUCCGGCAGUUACCUAGUAUCUCCGUAAAACCAAAAAAGAUCACUCCUAAACGCAUAUCAGAUGUAUCCACAUUAUUUAUGCCAUUGGUUUGGAUUAUAGCUCACACUAUUGGUAUCCGUAUGACAUAUGUCGGAUGUACAUGGAUUUUAAAUUCUCUUACAUUUAAAGCUCGAUUAGAUGCUCGAAGUAGAUUACAAAUGAAGUAUAAUAUUCAACGAGUCGGACUAUCAACUAGAGAAGGGGAAUUCGUUGAAGCAUUUUAUGCUGAUCGUCGAAUCAAGUCAAGUUCAAAAUCUAUUUCACCUGAACAAGAUGAUUUGAAUGGAGAGAUUUUAGUACUCUGUUGUGAAGGUAAUGGUGGAUAUCCUGAGAUUGGAACUCCUUGGGUUCCACUUGAACGAGGUUAUUCAGUUUUAGGAUGGAAUCAUCCUGGUUUCGGAGAAAGCACGGGGUUACCAUUCCCGGAAAAGGAACAGAAUGCUGUUGAAGCAUGCUUUUUAUUUGCUGUACAUCGAUUACAUUUUCAGCCUAGUCAAAUAUUCGUACUUGGGUGGUCGAUUGGUGGUUAUACAGCAUCUUGGAUAGCAAUGAACUAUCCUGAUAUAGCUGGUUUGGUUUUGGACGCUACUUUCGAUAAUAUAGAUGAACUGUCAAGACGAGUCGCACCAUCUAUAUUUGACCCGGUUUUGGAAUCUGUCGUUAAAAUGUAUCUGGAUUUAAACAAUUUAUCCCAUGUGAUUAAUUACGAUGGUCCAGUGCUUAUUAUUCGCCGCAGUGAUGAUGAAGUUAUCAGCACUGGGGACGAUCAUUCACGUGCAACUAACAGAGGCAAUCACUUACUGAUUGGUUUAUUGAAGCAUCGAUUUCCGUAUCUGAUGACCGUAGAAAAUGAAUCCAUCCUCAAUGCAUAUUUAUCACUUAGCGCUGAAGAACAAAGAAAUACAUUUAAUGAACUUGAUUAUAAUCCAGAGGAAUAUGGGAAACUAGUCGUAAAUUUUUUAAAGGCUGAAGCACUUGAAAAACAAAUCGAAUCAAUGCCUUUAUACCCGUCAAAACUUGGUAAAGAAAUUAGUGAAACUGAUGUUCAGAGAAAUAUGCUUUUUUAUAUAGUAUCCAAAUAUUUUAUUGAAUCUCCCGGUUCACAUUGUACUCCUUUGGCAGGUAAAUAUCUACAACCACCAUGGUCACCGCUAACUCAUUCGUUCAUUGAAUCUUCAGAAACUGAUUUAGACUCUGCAGUUUCAUCUUGGCAAACAUCAUCUUGGGGUGAUCUAAAGCCAGUUCAGCUCAUUUACUGGUUCUCACUUCUUCCAUUGUUCUGGAUUUUUUACUGAUGCAAAUAUGGUCGAUCUGAUUCUCUCUAGUGUGGUCCGGUGAGACUCAUGUAGCUUUAUGUAUGCGUUUGUGGGGGGAUAUUGUCCCACACAUAACCACUUUGUUGAAUGCACAUGAAUAUGGAAAUCUCUCACCACUCUCGGUCCUUUCUCCCAGUCAGUUCAUGCUGUCGCAUGAUAUUUUCAUAACUGUUGUUGUCCAUUACGACUUUGGCGUUUAGAUCUCCCAUCACGAUGGUUAGGUCCUUACCUGGGUACUUCUCUAUGAUCGAUUGCAGCCUCUCGUAAAACUGGUCUUUAUCGUCUUCAUUUCUAUCAUUGAAAAGGUAGCAGAAAGAUUAAAACUCAUACUAAGCAGAAAGAAUAUAUGUAAACGGAACGGCACAACAACUAUUUACC
Molecule: messenger RNA, 2257 nt
Organism: Schistosoma curassoni
Lineage: Eukaryota; Metazoa; Platyhelminthes; Trematoda; Strigeidida; Schistosomatidae
Source: the annotation of a GenBank genome assembly